CCCAAACACUACCCGAGUAGAAGGCGCCCGCGGCCGCGGCCUGAGUCGGCGCGGCGAACGUUUUAUUAAGGCGCGCGACAGGCUGCGCGCGCAGUCGUACGCGUCGCGUCCAGUGGCUAGUGUCGCCAGUGUCCGCAGUGUCGCCAGCGUCGCGAGACAUAGCGGUCGGCCGCUACGUGCGCGCAUGCAACCUCCGCGGUACCGCGCGCCAACUCGUGACAGUUUGAACUUUUAAAACACAGUGAUGAAGGGCCAAUGCAAACGGUUUGUGAGCCACAAGGGCAAGGCGUACGACAUGCAUCCCGGCAAGAACAAGAAAGUAGACGAGGAUGAGAAUAUUGGAUUCUUUGCGCUGUGGCGCUACGCAACCUGGGUGGAGCGGGCGGUGUCGCUGCUGGGCGCGCUGGUGGGCGUGCUGAGCUCGCUGGGCACCAUCGCCGGCAUCGUGCUGUACGGCGAGCUCACCGCGCUCUUCGUGCGGCGCCACACCGCGCAGCCCGCGCCCUCAGACAUCUACGUGCUCGCCUUCUUCGGAGGGGGGCGACACCUGCCGGAGGGCAAUCGCUCGCUGCACAUGGACGCGCUGCUAGAGGACAGCGCGGCGUUCGCGUGGGCCAGCGCCGCCGUCAUAGCCUUACACAUCCUCAGCGCCGCGCUCGCAGUGGCGCUGCUGCAGUGGGCCUCCGCGAGGAUGGUGACGCGGCUGCGCAUCCGGCUGCUGCGCUCGGUGAUCAGCCAGGAGAUCGCGUUCUUCGACACCAACACCGACAUGAACUUCGCCACCACCAUCACUGAGGACAUGGAGAAGUUCCGGUGCGGGGUGGGCGAGCACGUGGCGAUGACGGCCAACCUGGCGGGCACCGUGCUGCUGGGCGCCGGCCUGGCGCUGCACUACGGCUGGCAGCUCGCGCUGGCCGGGCUCGCAGUCGUGCCCGCCGCGCUCGCCGUCGCCGCCGUCGUGGCGCGCUACCAGACCAAGUGCAAUGCGCGUGAAGUAUCGGCGUAUGGCACCGCCGCGCGCGUCGUGGAGGAGGCGCUGGGCGCCGUGCGCACGGUGCGCGCGUACGGCGCCGAGCGCGGCGAGUGCGCGCGCUACGGCCGCGCACUGCGCGCUGCGAGUGUGGAGGCGCGCGCGCGGGCCGCGUGGGCCGGGGCGGGCGCGGGGCUGGGCUGGCUGCUCACGUACGCGCUCAACGCCAUCGUGUUCGCGUACGGCGCCGAGCUGUGCGUGCGCGACAUGGGGCUCGAACCCGCGCUGCAGCAGUACCACGCCGGCGUGAUGGUGACGGUGCUGUUCCUCACGUUCAUGGCGGCGCAGAACAUCGCCAUGUGCCAGCCGCACCUCGAGACCUUCAGCGCGGCCCGCGGCGCCGCGCGCAGUCUCUACCGCCUGCUGCAGCGCCGGUCCAGGAUCAACGCGCUCGACUCCACGGGAAUCAAACCCGACAAGUUCCGCGGAGAUAUUACGUUUGAGAAUCUCUACUUCAAUUAUCCUUCGAGGCCUGAUGUCAAGGUCCUCCGCGGGCUGAGCCUGCGCGUGCGCGCGGGGUCGAGCGUGGCGCUGGUGGGCGGGUCUGGGUGCGGCAAGUCCACGCUGCUGCAGCUGCUGCAGCGCCUGUACGACCCCGACUCGGGGACCAUCACGGUGGACGGACACCCGCUGCACGCGCUGGAUCUGCACCACUUUAGGAAGAGCAUCGGAGUGGUAGGGCAGGAGCCGGUGUUGUUCUCGGGCACCAUCCGGGAGAACAUCACGCUGGGCAUGGAUGACGUCACCGACGCCGACGUCAUCGAGGCCGCCACCACCGCGCACGCGCACCAGUUCAUCACCAAACUUGCCAAUGGUUACGACACGCUGCUAGGCGCGGGCGGGUCCCAGCUAUCAGGCGGGCAGAAGCAGCGCAUCGCGAUCGCGCGCGCCAUCGUGCGGCGGCCGGCGGUGCUAUUGUUAGACGAGCCCACGGCGGCGCUGGACCCCGCCGCCGAGCGGGCCGUCGCCGCCGCGCUCGCCGCCGCCGCCACCGGCCGCACCACGCUGCUAGUCUCGCACCGCCUGCAAGGUCUGUCGGGACACCACAUCGUGUGCGUGGAGCAGGGCGCGGUGCGCGAGCACGGCUCGCACGAGGAGCUGCUGGAGAAACGCGGGGUCUACUGGGCGCUGCUGCAGGAGGACCUCACCACCAAGAGUGUGAACGUGAUGAACUCGGAGCCGGCAGAGGAGGAGGACGACGAUGACGUCACUGCUGCUGAUGAUCACACCCACUUCAAGAGGGGAGUCAGUCGACAGUCUGUCAGAGAGUCGUCUCGCCACUUCGUCCGCAGCAGUAUCCGCAUGAGCUCCGUGUCGGCACACAUACCGCACAGCGCGCUCUCGCAGAUUGACACUGAGGACGUGGAGGACCCUGUGGAGGCCUCGGAGGAGGAAGGAGAGGACGCCAGCCCCUCAGUAUCUAGUUGGGAGCUGCUGAAGCUGAACGCGGCGGAGUGGCCGCAGCUGCUGGGGGGGGCGCUGGCAUCGCUACUGGUGGGGGCCACCAUGCCGGUGUUCGCGCUACUGUUCGCCGAGCUAUAUGGGAUGUUCGCGUGGUCGGACGGCGCGGCGAUACUGUCGCAGUCGCGCGUGUACGCGGGGCUGUUCGCGGGCGUGGCGGCGGCGUGCGGCGCCGUGACGUUCCUGCAGGCGUGGCUCUUCAACCGCGCCGGGGCCAGCCUGACCGACCGCCUGCGGCAGAUGACCUUCCGGAACUAUCUAGUGCAGGAGCAGGGCUGGUUCGACCGCACGGAGAACUCGGUGGGCGCGCUGUGCGCCCGCCUCGCCACCGACUGCGCCGCCGUGCAGGGCGCCACCGGUACCCGUCUGGGCACGAUGCUGCAGGGCAUCAGCACGAUGACGCUGGGCGUGGGGCUGGCGCUGUUCUACUCCUGGAAGAUGACGCUCGUCAGUCUACUCUCCGUGCCCUGCGUAAUGGGCGGCAUCUACCUGGAGGGCUGGGUGAACCGGCGGGUCGAGGCUCGAACCCGCGCCGCCAUGGAGCGAGCCAGCCGCCUCGCCACCGAGGCAGUGCUCAACAUACGGACCGUGCACAGUCUCGGCGUGGAGCGCUCGGUCCUGUCCCGGUACAGCGCGGCGCUGCAGGAGGGGGCGCGCGUGUCGGCGGCGGCGCGGCGCGUGCGCGGCCCGGUGUACGGCGCCUGCGUCUGCGCACCCACGCUGGGGUACGCCGUGUCGCUCGCAUACGCCGGGUACCUCAUCGCCAGGGAUGAUUUGCCGUACCAACACGCCAUACUCGUGUCGGAGGCGUUGAUAUACGGCGCGUGGAUGUUGGCGGCGGCGCUGUCGUUCGCGCCGUCGUUCGCGGCCGCGCGCCGCUCGGGGGCGCGCAUCAUCUCCGCGCUGCGCCGCGCCCCCGCCGUCAUCACCGAGGAUACUGCCGAGGAGAUACAAGACUGGAACGUGGAAGGCAGGGUGACGUUCAGCAACGUAUCGUUCAGCUACCCGACCCGAGCACAGACCCCGGUGCUGCGCGGGCUGAGCCUGGCCCUCCCCCCCCGCGCCACCACCGCGCUGGUGGGCCACAGCGGCUGCGGCAAGUCCACGCUGCUGCACCUGCUCAUGAGGAGCUACGACCCUGACAAUGGGACUGUCAUGAUAGACGACAAGGACAUCAAGCGGUCGCUGACGCUGCGGCAGCUGCGGUCCACGCUGGGGCUGGUGCAGCAGGAGCCGGCGCUGUUCUCGCGGACCAUCCGGGAGAACAUCGCCUACGGAGAGGCGGGAGACGCCGCCUCCAUGGACGACGUCAUGGAGGCGGCCAAGCAGGCCAAUGUGCACAGCUUCAUCAUGGGACUGCCGCAGGGCUACGAGACAGUACUAGGAGGAGGCAGCGGCGCGUCCCUCUCCGGCGGACAGAAGCAGCGGCUGGGCAUCGCGCGCGCGCUGCUGCGGCGGCCGCGGGUACUGCUGCUGGACGAGCCCACGUCCGCGCUCGAUGCUAGCAGCGAGAAGACGGUGCAGACGGCGCUGGAGGCGGCGGCGGCGGAGCGAACUACUAUAGUCAUCGCGCACAGACUCGCCACCGUCCGCCACGCGCAUCUCAUCUGUGUCAUCGACAAAGGUAACUACAUAUAUUAUGUAACUACUAUAGUCAUCGCGCACAGACUCGCCACCGUCCGCCACGCGCAUCUCAUCUGUGUCAUCGACAAAGGUGUAGUGGCAGAGAGCGGCACCCACGAGGAACUAGUGAAGCGGCGCGGACUGUACUGGACGCUGUUGCAGCAACAAGCCGGCGACGCCGCAACGUGACGCGCAACUACUACACGUAACGUGUAACUACACUGACGCUGCGGGUACUGUAACACUGCAUGUAACAUGUAGCAUGCAACGUGUAACGUACCCUGCAACAUGUUCAUGUAUCGUAUCUGUGAUCUUGACUGUCUACUGUUAGGUUAGGACCAUAAGUAAUACUACUUAUUUUAUAUUUAACGAGUAUCUGAUUAACAUAUGUUUGUCUCUGUCUAAUUGUAUAAAGACAGAGAGAGAUAGAUUGAUGUUUUAUUGUUUGACUUGGGAGUAUUUGAAUAUCCUCAAUGUAUUGUGUUUAAGUUUGCCAGUCGAUGCUACACUCGAAUAUAAUGUCAAUGUAUGAAAACAUUUUACCAAACAUUGGUAAUGUUGGAAUGACAACUCUAUGUGGUCGACAUAGAGACGAAAUUUCUAUUUAUUCUCAUUUUGACUGGCUAUGUGUGACUAUGUACAAAUGUUCGAGUUUCCUAUAUACAUAGUAUGUGCCUGUAGUUGUAAGCAUUACAUGUGAUAUACCUUCUGCCAGCUACAUUGUAAGACGUUACACGGUGUAACAGUGCUUGCAACACUACUGCUGAUACAUUAUCUUUACUCUUUCAACUUUCCUAUAAUUGUCACCAAUUUCCCUCAAGUUUCCAUGAACUAAUGUUGCAAGCACUGAGACACCGACACUUAGGUUUAAGUUACUACAAGAAUAUUAGGUUACACACUCACGACAUUCGAUUUUAGAAGUUAAUUUUUCAACACAACAUCGUAUAGUGUAACACGUAGCGUUGCACAGCGAUGUUACACUACACGUUACGUAGCUUGUUACAGCAACGUGCUACAACUGCUAGUUGUGUAGUGUAGUGUAGAGUCGAAGCCAAAUAUCGUUAAGUUAGCGUCUGUGAUGUGUCUCUCUGGACUACUUGAAUUAAGUUAUUUUUAGUAUAAGUUAUGAAGUAAGCUGAUCUUUGCCAACACGGACCAACGUGGUACAGCCCACUGUGAAUGUAUUUUGUUCCAUUAAACUCUGUUUUAUUGGCAUCACAAGCAAUGACAGUUUUUCUAAAAGAGAAUUUUUCUAUAAAUCUACUACUGUAAACUCUAGUAUAAAGUUUUGUACACAAUAAGUAGCUAAUGAAUGAAAUAAGUACAUAGUUUACUUUAGGGGACCAUGUUUAGUAGAUAGUGUAUUUAAAUAUUUGUAAGUGUAUCGUAAGUAACUCACGUUAGGUAUAAGUUGAAUAAAUAAAAUGUAAUUAAAACUGUA
Messenger RNA from Spodoptera frugiperda (fall armyworm), 5555 nucleotides. Its product is annotated as multidrug resistance protein homolog 49. Gene Ontology annotation, cellular component: membrane. Gene Ontology annotation, molecular function: ABC-type transporter activity; ATP hydrolysis activity; ATP binding. Gene Ontology annotation, biological process: transmembrane transport. The coding region runs from base 245 to 4303 and encodes 1352 amino acids. NCBI's taxonomy places the organism in Eukaryota, Metazoa, Arthropoda, Insecta, Lepidoptera, Noctuidae. The transcript has 23 exons. The record is from RefSeq and is a predicted model, not a curated record.